Pogonomyrmex barbatus (red harvester ant) is the source of this 2645-nucleotide messenger RNA. RefSeq names its product ubiquitin-like with PHD and ring finger domains 1 (gene UHRF1). Gene Ontology annotation, biological process: protein ubiquitination; negative regulation of gene expression via chromosomal CpG island methylation. Gene Ontology annotation, molecular function: ubiquitin protein ligase activity; protein binding. The record is from RefSeq and is a predicted model, not a curated record. NCBI's taxonomy places the organism in Eukaryota, Metazoa, Arthropoda, Insecta, Hymenoptera, Formicidae.
UAAUGUUGCGGUGCUAGGUUCUUAUUCCCGCCAGUUUAGGCCAAAGAUGGCUCAACGGACUGUUGUCAAGACUUAUGAACAGCUGUAACGGUUAAUGAAUAUACAAAUAAAAACCUUGCCUGUCAACCAGUCGACGUCUGAAUCGCUUCAUUCUACGUUGCCUUCACCUGAUUCGAGUACUACUAAAUUAUUUUCUUGAUAACUUGAUAAAAUUCAUUCCAUGAAACAUGUCCGUGAAAGUGAAGACGACAGACGGAAAGAAGGAAAUAUCGAUGCAGCUAACCAAAUUAACAACUGUGGAAGAUGUGAAGCAUGAGAUUGAAAAACAAUUGCACGUUGAAAAGGAUUUGCAACGAUUAUUUUUUUCUGGAAAACAAUUGGAGAAUGGCUAUCACUUGGAUAAUUAUAAUAUCAAUUUUAAUGAUAUUAUAUUGCUCAUGAUAAAAACAAAGGAAAACAAUACCAAGAAUGAAGUGAUAUCUAACAAAAAUGAGAGUGAGAAGGAGGAAAAAAUAAGUGAAGUAGAUGAAGGGAAAGAAGAAGAAGAAGAAGGAUUAGAAGAAGCUGAGAGUUUGUAUUAUAAAAUUGGAGAUGCAGUUGAUUGCAGCGAUCAAAGAACUGGUGCCUGGUUCGAAGCCAUUAAAAAGAUUUAUAAAAAGGGUGAUGAGAUACUUUAUAAUAUAAUAUGGGAAUUCGAUAGCGUAAUUUCCCCUGUCAAUGUACCUGAAACACGUAUACGUCCACGUGCACGACGUUCAAUAGAAUUCGAUGAAUUGUCUGUUGGUCAAAAAGUCAUGAUUAAUUAUGACAUGGAUGAUCCCAGCAAAAUUGGGCUAUGGUUUGAUUUUACGAUAUCUCAAAUAGAAAAGAAAAGAAAACUACGAGAAUUGGUAGGACGAUUACAUAUUAAUAGUAAUCAACUUAUCAUCCGAAAAAAGGUCAAAGAAGAGAUAUAUGCAAUAGAGGUACCUAAAUUAUUAAAAGAUAGAACUGCAGAAGAUGAACAAUUCAUGAAGAGUAAUGGCAAGAACAGACCAGUAGCUCCUUCUUGUGAGGAGUGCGAUGAUAAUCCCGACAUGGAGUGUCGAUCGUGCGGAUGUAAAAUUUGUGCUGGGAAAGAGGAUGAGAAUACACUUUUAAUUUGUGACGAGUGUGAUGACAUGUUUCAUAUGAAGUGCCUAAAUCCACCGCUCCUGGAACUGCCACAGGAGACUUAUUGGUACUGCCCGGAAUGCAAAAAUGAUGAGAACGAAAUUGUCAAGGCAGGAGACAAACUGAAAACGAAAAAGAAACCUAUCCGUGAUAAUAAAGAAUAUAAAAGGAAUUGGGGUAACGGGAUGGCUUGUGUUAAGAGACAAAAAGUCUGCUAUUUGGUUCCAGAAAACCAUUGUGGACCAAUUCCGGGUGUGGAUGUCGGUACGUCCUGGAUGUUCAGAAUGCAGGUUUCGGAGGCAGGAGUACAUAGACCGCCUGUAGCUGGUAUUCAUGGGCGAGCAAAUGAUUGUGCGUAUUCUAUUGUUUUGUCUGGUGGCUACGAGGAAGAUUAUGAUCACGGCGAUGAAUUUUUAUAUACUGGGUCAGGUGGUAGAGAUUUAUCAGGUAACAAAAGAACCAACUCACAAAGCAAGGAUCAAACGUUAACCAGAAUGAAUUUGGCAUUAGCUAGAAAUUGUAAUGCUACUCUAAACGACAAAAUCGGCGCGGCAGCUACCGAGAACAACUGGAAACAAGGAAAGCCGGUUCGAGUCAUACGCAAUUAUAAAUUAGGGAAAUAUAGUAAAUAUGCACCAAAAGAAGGCAAUAGAUACGAUGGUAUAUAUAAAGUGAUAAAGUACUAUCCAGAUACAAACACUCAUGGCUUUCUCGUGUGGAAGUACAAAUUGAGGAGAGAUGAUUCCGCUCCUGCACCGUGGACUAAAGAAGGAAAAGAGAGAAUCGAAUUUCUUGGUUUAAAAAUGCUGUACCCCGAUGGAUAUCUUGACGCGAUGCAAAAAUUUAAUAAAACUGGACCUAAGAAACGGUCUGCUAUUGAUGAUGAUGAUGAUGAUGAUGAUGAUGAUGAUGAUGAUGAAGACGAGGAAGAUAUUGCGCUCAUAAACAGACUACGUAGAAAGAAAUUUAAGCUAGUUUUUGAUUUAGAGGACGAAUUAAAGACUUUAAUAGAAAAUGAUAAAAUAAACGCUAAAUUGUGGGACGAAUGCAAAGCAACUGUAAUCCAUGGAAAACCUGCCUUUUUGGAUUGCGUUUCAGAAAGAUUCAAAUGCGUUUGCUGUCUCGCAGUUCUUUAUAAUCCUGUAACGACUCCCUGCGGACAUAACAUCUGUCUGAAAUGUUUAAAACGAAGUUUUGCUUCUGAAAUGUAUUUCUGCGCUGUAUGUCGAUAUUAUCUUGGUAAAACUUAUGAUAUGAAUGUCAAUCAGACAUUGGCAUCUGCAUUAUCGUUAAUUUAUCCUGGUUAUAAAGGCGAACGGUAAUAUUACUUUACAUAAUAAUGAAAUGCCAAUUUUAUCCGAAUUAUCACUAACAUAUAGAUCAUAAAAAGAUUUUAAAAUUAUAUUUAAUGCAAUUCUAGAUUCCAACUUCAAAUCUUUAUUGCAUUGAAUAUGAUUUUGAAAGCAUAUUUUUCGACAUUUUUCAUUGAAAAA